ACUAUCACCUGAAAAAUCUAUACAUGUGAAUCAGCCAAAGUAUGAACCACCCCAAAUGCCUCUCACCCUUUCUCUUUGCACAUAAAAUUAAGUAAACAUAAAGAAUCAGUUACAAGAGUCAAGACAGACAGGAAUAGUGCAUGCAUUUCAACUUAGAUAAUCCUUCUUAUUUUCUUAACUAUACCAACUCCAACAUUGCAUGAUUAAACCACUGCCAAAUCAUUAUUCCACAUUCCUUUGUGCUUAUAUAUAGUCCUCUAACUCAAGUCAAUUCUCAAAUCAAUCAUAUCUGUCUUAUUAACUUUGAUCAUCUUUAGCAUUCCAUUUUCAUCAUAUUUAGAAAACAUGGGUGUACAUGAAAUCAUUCUAAGAGUAUCUUUUGUGGCUAUGCUAAUCAAAUUGGCCAUGGCUACAAAUCACAUUGUUGGAGGACCAAUUGGUGGAUGGGAUACAAACUCAAACCUUCAAUCAUGGACAUCUUCCCAACAGUUUUCAGUGGGAGACAAUCUUAUUUUCCAAUAUCCACCAAACCAUGAUGUGGUUGAAGUUACAAAAGCAGACUAUGACUCCUGCCAGCAAACAAAUCCAAUUCAAUCUUACAAUGAUGGUGCCACAAGCAUCCCUCUCACAUCAACAGGGAAAAGAUAUUUCAUUUGUGGGACAAUAGGACAUUGCAGCCAAGGAAUGAAGGUUGAAAUUGACACGCUUGCCGCUCAAGUUUCUCCUGCCUCACCAGUAGCAGCAGCACCUUCAAUAGCAGACUCUCCAAUGAUUUCCAUCAUUCCCUCUGCAGCACCUGCAGAAUCUACUGUUUCAUCUGCAGAAUCUCCUGAAGCAUCAAGUCCUUUGUUUGAAGCACAAGUGGAAAGUCCUACACUCUCUCCAAUGAUUCCAUCCACCGAGUUUCUAGCUCCUUCCUCUCCUAUAGCACAACAUUCACAGGAUGUAUCGGCCUCAUCAACCGAGAAAGGAAAUCUUCAAGCCUUCAUUUCAAUAGUGUUGAGUUUAGUAGUGGUGUUUAUGGCCUUCUAAGGAUGAGAAAAAUCCGACUCAACUCAACCAUUUUUAUUGAGUCUAUUUUGUGUUGAAAUUUGUUUUUGGUGUGUCUUUGUUACUUUGGUGUGAUUAUUGUUGCUUACAAUUUCAGUGAUAUCGCUGUUUUCAUUUUAGUUUGAUAAAAAUAUAUCUAUUCUCUAGUCAA
Medicago truncatula (barrel medic) is the source of this 1201-nucleotide messenger RNA. RefSeq names its product uclacyanin 1. The transcript has 2 exons. The coding region runs from base 346 to 1032 and encodes 228 amino acids. Gene Ontology annotation, molecular function: electron transfer activity. NCBI's taxonomy places the organism in Eukaryota, Viridiplantae, Streptophyta, Magnoliopsida, Fabales, Fabaceae. The record is from RefSeq and is a predicted model, not a curated record. Gene Ontology annotation, cellular component: plasma membrane.